AUGACGCUGCGUUCGAUCUCACCCGUCAUCGAAGGUCUCGUCAGCGAGCUCGAGCCCAGCUUGAACGCUUCGUUCGUCGUCUUUGCGGACCUGACGCUCACGAUGCUGCCGCAAGACGCUUCCGAGAUGCUCUCGAGAUCGCCCGGUAAUUCCAUCAACUUUGUCGUCGCUGGCGACGCCGCCACGAUCCUCUCCAAUGCACAAGCGCUUCAAGCGGCGCAGGACAUCACGCUCACACCGCUUCCGACUCUGUCCAAGACCGAGUGGUACCCGUAUCUGCAGCUCCAGUGUCCGUAUACCCUCGCGCCGCUGCCCGCGACCAUCCAGCGCAUUGCGAUCGCAGCCUUCUUCUCUCGCCCGCUCGACAGCGUCCAAGUUGUGGCCUCGUCGGCGACGACGACGAC
Saprolegnia parasitica CBS 223.65 is the source of this 404-nucleotide messenger RNA. RefSeq lists its product as hypothetical. The annotation marks the transcript as partial. Lineage: Eukaryota; Oomycota; Saprolegniomycetes; Saprolegniales; Saprolegniaceae. The transcript has a single exon. The record is from RefSeq and is a predicted model, not a curated record.